AUGAUCACGAUAGUACCAUUAUUAUUUCUUCUCAAUGCUUAUGUUACUCAAUGUGUUCAGCCCUAUUUUCCAUCACAAAUUACAUUCACCUUUAUGGAUAGAUGGGGUCCAAUGACAUUCGCAAUCGACGAAGUUAAUCAACGAGCUUACAGACUGUUCGAUCACGGACAAGGUGAUUAUACAUAUUUGAUGAAGAAUUUUCCUUUUCCAAUUCCUGAUUCACCUCAAUCAAAAUAUUACGUGCAACUGAUUGCGACCUAUCCACCACUGGUCAACUGUGUGUACGGAACAUUUUGGAAGUAUGGUAUAUUCUAUGAUAAGUAUUUUCCUGAUCACUGGUAUCAUAACAGCAGUUCAGUCAGAAUUGAGAAUUAUAUAAAAUUUAAUUACAAAAUGAUCCAUUCGGAUGAUGAGUCAGUAUUAGAAGAUUAUUGGUAUUCAGAUGAAAAAUGUUCGAUUAGUAGUGGAGAACGUUAUCCAUGUGAAGAAAUCUACUUUACAAAAAAUACAGAUAUACCAUUGAAAACAGUUCGCAUUGACAACUUUCAAGAAAGGAUACAAACAGAGUACAAGGUGUUAUCAAUUGGUAAACCAGAUGAAAAAUUAUUCGAACCAAUUCCUCUGGAUUGGGCAUACAAGUGCUACGAUCUUGCUCUAGGUGUCGUAUUAAAUGCAACAACUUUGGAAUUGAAAGUAAAUGAAAGUGCUACAAUUGAAAUCUAUUUAAGUACUCCACCACAUCGAAUUAAUGGGAACGACACAGUCAUUAUAGAAUAUAAGCCAUCUAUUUAUUCUGUUUGCCCGAAAUGCGUGCGAUUAGUACCAAAGCGAUUGGUUUUCAACAGUGAUAACUUUCGUCAUCCACAAAAACUUAUUGUUACUCGCAUUAAAGACAGUGAUGCUAUAUGGAUUGAUCCGACCUUCAUAGGCGGCGCAUAUGAACAGGUUAUGGCAAGUCUUUAUAAUAUAAGACUAGCUCCAUCCAUUUGA
Molecule: messenger RNA, 990 nt
Organism: Adineta steineri
Lineage: Eukaryota; Metazoa; Rotifera; Eurotatoria; Adinetida; Adinetidae
Source: the annotation of a GenBank genome assembly